This is a messenger RNA of Galleria mellonella (greater wax moth), 2051 nucleotides long. It is a transcript of the gene run, whose product is annotated as segmentation protein Runt. NCBI's taxonomy places the organism in Eukaryota, Metazoa, Arthropoda, Insecta, Lepidoptera, Pyralidae. Bases 356 to 1591 code for a protein of 411 amino acids. The transcript is spliced from 3 exons. Gene Ontology annotation, biological process: regulation of DNA-templated transcription. Gene Ontology annotation, molecular function: DNA-binding transcription factor activity, RNA polymerase II-specific; ATP binding; RNA polymerase II cis-regulatory region sequence-specific DNA binding. Gene Ontology annotation, cellular component: nucleus. The record is from RefSeq and is a predicted model, not a curated record.
AACGAGUCCCCGUGAGCACGCGACCCUUCGCCGUGACUUCGGUGCGCAUCGUGAGUCUUCGGCUGCGGUCUCGGCGAGUCACACAAGCCGCCCGCUUAUUUUUCCAAGCCCCCGCCCGGCGUCUUGCCGUCCGCGCCCAACAAGUGGCGUAGACGAUCGCUCACGGCUCACACGCUGUCUCGCGUUCGUACUUUGCACAACUUUUCUGAGCGCUCCCCGCUCGGUGCCGCGAGUUUGAAAUUCGAUCGCGUGUUCGAAACUUUUCCCCGAAGUGUACAGAGACAAAAGUGGCGUGACAUAGGGCUUCAGUGGCGUGUCGAGAGUCGGUGCGGUUGUUGUGGGUAGACUGGAGUCGAUGCACCUACCGCACGCGAGCCCACCGGCCCCCACCAUGGCGGAUGUAUACUCCCAUAUUCACGAGUACUACCGGCAAAGUCAUGGUGAGCUGGUACAAACCGGCUCCCCGGCUGUGUUGUGCUCGGCCCUUCCUGGUCAUUGGAGAUCGAACAAAUCGCUGCCAGUGGCCUUCAAAGUUGUGGCUCUGGAUGAUGUUCAGGAUGGAACGCUAGUGACAAUAAAGGCUGGCAAUGACGAGAAUGUGAUGGCAGAACUAAGAAACUGUACUGCGGUAAUGAAGAACCAAGUGGCGAAGUUUAAUGACCUUCGGUUUGUGGGUCGUAGCGGACGAGGGAAGUCUUUCUCGCUGACCAUCACCAUCAGCACGUUCCCAUCACAAGUUGCCACUUACACUAAAGCUAUCAAAGUCACUGUGGACGGACCAAGAGAACCUCGGACUAAGCAAAAUUAUGGUUAUGGUCACCCAGGAGCGUUUAGUCCGUUUCUUCUCAACCCUGGAUGGUUGGAUGCUGCAUAUCUUAAUUACGCUUGGGUAGAUUACUUUAGACCACCACAGAUGAGGGAACAAAACCCUUCGCUUGUUAAAGGUGGCGUGACACCAAUAACGACACCUCCAGUCACGCUUGCUGGAUCUGAGUUAUUCCCGUUUCCACAAGCUAUGGCUAGCUUACCACCUGGAGGACUAUUACCACCUCCCGGUGCAUUUUUGCCACCAAAUGGGCUUCUACCCUUUCCACCACAUCCUGCAGAGCUAGCGUUAAAAUCAUUACCUCCCGAAUUAUCGUUGAAGAAUGGAAUGUUGCAUUACGAUGCUUUAAGGCAACUCCAAAGUAAUGUCUCUUCAAUGGACACAUCGAGUGCUCGUCUAUCGCCUACUAGUAGUAGACAAAGCAGUCCACGGAGUAUGGGAAAUGUAAGUCCAAAUAGAUCAAAAGCGGAUUCUAAAUCGGAAAAUAACUCAGUGCAUGAUGCGACUAUUUCUGACGAAUCUGACGAGGAAACGAUCGAGGUUGUAAAAUCAGCUUUUCAUCCGACGAGACCUGCGAAUGUUGAGCUUCAAGAAAUGAAGAGAGUACAGCCGGCUGAUUCGACCGUAUUUGACCAGCCACGAAUCCGAAAUGAACUAAAAUCCCCUUCACAGCGAACAACGCGUGUGUUAUCUACGAGUCCAACGUCAACUAAAAUCACAAAUGGGACGAUAGGAACGCAUAAAUCAGUGUGGCGGCCAUAUUGACAUUAGUAUUGUUAGUGUUCGAUUUAAUUUUAAUAUCCGCCUCUAUGAGCGGUGUUGUUGAAAUGUGAUAAAACAAUGAGCUUGUAAAUAGUAUAGGUAACAGAUAUUAGAUUAAUUUAUAAAAUAUAUUUAUUGUUAGAGAUAUAGAUUGGAAUUGACAACGUAGAUUAGCGUUAAACGUGUAAAUAUUUAAUAGAAAAUUGUUACUUUAUUGCAAAUGUGUUCAAGCUUAUCAAUAAAUACAAAUAAUUUUGUAUUGAAUUCAUCUACAAUAUAGAGUAAUGAUUAAAAUUUUAAAACGAUUUGUAAAAAUAUUUAAUAUUCAUGAAAAAUGACUGAUUACUAUAAACAGUGUUAUGAAAGACAUUGUACUAAUUUGUAAAUAAUGUAAAUGAUAUUUAUUCGAUAAAAUAUUAUGUACACAUACAGUUUAUGUCAACGGCGGUAUUAUAAUCAUACC